CGUACAAUAAAGUUUCUAUAUCCUAUAUUUCUUCAUUCCAACACCCUCUAUUUUCAUUAAUAUCUAUUUUUGCUAUUUGGCGCCAUUUGUUUUAUUAAUCUUUAUCUCAUACAUACGCAAUUAUAUUUGGACACAAACUUGCUACGUGGUUUAAACACUUUUUUUAUUUUUUUCUGGACUGACAUUACUUUUGGAAAGCCCUAUAUUAACAAUGGGCAACCAAAUAUCGUUUACGGUCUUAGACAGCGAGCUGCAGCGCCAAAAAAUUGCCGAGACAAUGUAUUUAGCUCUGGACCCGCGAGGCAAAGCAGACGCAAUCAUGGUUAUUGUAUUGUCCUCUAUUUACUUUGUUGAUUUUUUGGCGGUUGCGUUUUUACUAUGGAACAGAAACUAUCCGCCGCUAAAAUCAAAGGGUCCAAUACUCAUGACCCUGAUGAUGGCGUCGUCUGCAUUCUGGUUUGUCGGUGACCUGAUUGCCAACGGACACCUGCGCACUGCAGGUACGAUUAUGAACAAUUGCAUGGCGUUUGGCGUUUGGGUUCGGCUUUUGUUGGGCGCAUGCACCAUGUGUAUCCUCACUUCGUUUAGGGCGUACGGAUUAUAUCGCGUGUUCUUUCUCAAUCUGCCGUAUCAUACCAUUGGACUCUACCUGCCGUUUGCCAUUACUACACCAAUGCUCUUUGUAUUUUUGUGGCUGACAUGGGCUGUUAUGAUAGGGGUUUUUUGGAAGAUUCGCAACAUCAAGAGUUCGUUCAACGAGAGGCGCGAGAUGAUGGUGACAUGCACAAUCAUAUUUGGAGCCCUCGUGUUUAUGACAAUUAUGAACUACACAAGUCAGUUUUAUGCCCUGAAAACAACCCUUCGUGUGGUAACUACUGUUUUGAGUCAUUUAGCAACCAACGCACUGUGGUGGAUUAUCAUGGCUGUGCCCAUGUACAACUGCAUAUUUAGCCGACAGGAGUAUGUCAGUCAGUGGAUUUUAAAGCUGGGCAAGGACGGUCUGCAGAAUGAGUACGACAUCAACCCAAAUGCAACUGGCGGGCAUAGUAACAUAUAUUUGUCCUCCUACAAUGCGCACAGCAAUGACAGCAAGGAGGCCGAUUCCAGAUUAAGCUCACAAAAUACUUUUUCAAGGGCUCCCGAAAGCCCACUUUAUGGUAAUAAUGACGCGGCUUAUAUACAGGGCUUGCAGUCAAUGAGCGCGAUGGAGCGCCGUCAAGAGAGCAUUAUAAUUGAAACAAGACCAGAGUCACCAACUUUUAAUGCAUUAAACAGAUAUUAACUAGAAUCAUAUUAAUGAAUUUUACAUAGAC
Molecule: messenger RNA, 1313 nt
Organism: Kickxella alabastrina
Lineage: Eukaryota; Fungi; Kickxellomycota; Kickxellomycetes; Kickxellales; Kickxellaceae
Exons: 3
Coding region: 212-1282 (356 amino acids)
Source: RefSeq, a predicted model, not a curated record